AUGAAUUUAGCGCUUAUUCCUGGUAAUUUCCCCCCUUGCCUUUUCAACCUUAUUAUUGUGUUGCAAACGAAAAGGGGGAAGCGAUGGGAAGCUGCCAGCAGGCAGUGUGUCCGUAUCGUGGAGGCGGCUCCUGUGGAAGGCCAUCCUAGCAGACGAGUCCUGGAGGGUACACUGGUGCCCACCAUCACCCCGCUGGAGGGUACACAGGUGCCCACCAUCACCCCGCUGGAGGGUACACAGGUGCCCACCAUCAUCCCGCUGGAGGGUACACAGGUGCCCACCAUCACCCCACUGGAGGGUACACUGGUGCCCACCAUCACCCCGCUGGAGGGUACACUGGUGCCCACCAUCACCCCGCUGGAGGGUACACUGGUGCCCACCAUCACCCCGCUGGAGGGUACACUGGUGCCCACCAUCACCCCGCUGGAGGGUACACUGGUGCCCACCAUCACCCCGCUGGAGGGUACACUGGUGCCCACCAUCACCCCGCUGGAGGGUACACUGGUGCCCACCAUCACCCCGCUGGAGGGUACACAGGUGCCCACCAUCACCCCGCUGGAGGGUACACAGGUGCCCACCAUCACCCCGCUGGAGGGUACACAGGUGCCCACCAUCACCCCGCUGGAGGGUACACUGGUGCCCACCAUCACCCCGCUGGAGGGUACACUGGUGCCCACCAUCACCCCGCUGGAGGGUACACAGGUGCCCACCAUCACCCCGCUGGAGGGUACACAGGUGAAGGACCUUGAACAUAAUGCUUGUAACCAGAGUGUGAGGGGCAUGAAUUCUCCACUAGUAAGGGCGCUCCACUGGUCAAAGGGUGACCUCGAUAACCCUAAGAUACUAAAUGUGACGUUUCUUGCAGAAGUGUGCGUGGGAAACCAGGUGCUCGGGGCGCCGAGUGUGGCUGACGGCGGUGAGUUCUUCAGCACCAACACUCUGGCCGAGGUGAACCACCCCUCACCCCUCGACUACGAGUCUCUGCUUGAGCGAAUCCAUGGCAACUUUGGGGCACGGUCAGAAGUGACGGAAGGAGAGCAGCAGGAACCGGAAUAUGAAGGAUCGGAGACAUUGGUGGUGCCUCUCUACAUCCCUGAGGGGGCUGUGCCCAUUAACAUGGCACGUAUCGCCCGUUCUGGCAUUCCAGAGCCCAUGGUGGAACUGUUGAAUAUGAAGGUAUCACCAGCUGCCGACUCUGUUCUCAUCCGGCGUAUAGGACCUGUAGGCAGCCAGGGAACACCAGCACCCCCUACUAGACGCAAUGGCUGGCGACCACCACAGAGGACUAGGCUCACCAGACUAACCCCGAUCCGCAGGUCAGAUCAACUGGGUGAUCAUCCUGUGGUUCGGCCCCCACCUCCGCCAUUUCUACUGGCUGAAUUUGGCCAGCGGCUGCCGGGACCCCAUGCCGCUCCUUUAGUGGCAGUGAGGCGGGUGCCACUCACAAAGUCCCUUCCAUACGAUGACGACGAUCUGGACGACACGAAUAUCAAGCGAGCCAAGAAGAAUGAGUUCAGCAAAGACACUCAGUUCCCAGAAGGGUUUCACACAACUGAUGUUCCAGAAAAUGAAGGGCAUGACACGUCCUCAGAACUAGAAACCUUGGCACCCACCACCCAGAGACCUGUUACAACUACCCAAAGUGGUGAGAAGCACCUCAGUGUUGGCAAAUUAUUUCAAUCUCCGCUACCGCCCACGGCAGUGCUUGUUACUGCCACGACUGCAUCGAUGCUGUCUACUACAACACCCCAUACUACAAUAAUACCAACUUCCACAUUUGAAUUAACCACUACAAGAGGGUCACCUACAACAGCCACUACAAUGUCACCAACCACAGUAGCAUCAGCAGUUACAACAUCCACCACCACAGAAGCCAUAAUGACGACAGUCAGGCCCACCACACAAAAAGCAACAAAGAAAAUGUCUCUUGAUGUGGACGACACAUCCUCCAGCUUAACCAGCUCUCCUCCCACCACCAAGUGGGACCGUCGCUCAGUUCUCUUCCCACGGCCAGUGGAAUCCAUUCUCAAGAACAAAAUUAUAAGUUCAACAACCACAACUACACAACCCUCUACGACCACUACUGCAACAACCAGGAGUCCUGUUACCCAAAGGAAUCCUCCUCUGUGGCAUACCAGGUUAAAAUCACCAAUAACCAGGAUACCAACAUCUACAGAAUCUCCAGCAACCUUAACUACAUCAUCAACUACAGUGAGAACUCUAGCAGUAGAGAAGUUUGCAUUGUUUAGCAGGCUGCACAGUACAACAACCAAAAGGCCCUUAAACCCAACCACAGAAGAACUAAAACACACUACCUCUGAAAAGCCAACGAAUUCAAUGGAAGCUACAUCUUCAGUGUCUACAACAACAGGAAGACCACUUCGAGCAACAUUGAAACCAGCUAUACCCACAAUGAACCAAACAACAGCAACAAACACUUUGUCCACAACAACAACAACAACACCAACACCACUUUUUACCUUCCAUAGACCAGUUGUAGUUGUUGGCCCUGAGAGGUCCACACCAAUGAGGGUGAUGCCUAGUGUCAGUAAUGUCAGCACGACUAUUAAGACUCCUGAGGAACGUGAAAAUUCUGAGUACGAAGAAAAUGAAGAAACUUCGAUGGAAAAUCCAUCACAGAGCCCUUUUACAACAAAUUCUCCGAACGCUGAAGAGGUACCAAAGAAUGUGGUAUCAGAAUCUAGUUCUGUAUUGGAGAUGGACAAAGAUUCGACAAAUAGAACUGAGGAAGGAGAAAGAAGUCUACCAGUCACUCGUCUCUUGGCAUCUGGUAGAGAAGAGGCAACGGAAGAAUCUACCACGAAGGGGGCUGAACAGAAGCAUAAUGUUACAGGAUCAAGAAAAUACGCCAGAACUUUUCGGCCUGUCAUAAGGCCUGGAGGCAGGCGACGAAGACCAUUAUGGCAAAGGUCUACAGUUCCUCCACCGAUAACCUAUGCUAAGGAUUUCUUCAUAGCACCGGAAGAAACACUUACUUUCAGUUCAGAGACAGAAGGGCAAAAGAUUACAGUAACAACCACCUCGCCAUCUGUACCAGACAUAGUAGUAUCAACAACAUUACCCACAACAACUUUGACUACUGAUAAAUCUCCAGAACAAAUUGUGAUUGAGAGCUUGACAGAGAUUAUGAAGGAUGCCACUAAUAAUAACAAGAGCAAGGAUAAGGUUUUGAGCAUCGCUACCAACCUAGAACUGCUCAACAAACAACUAGCGGAGCGAGGUAUCCAUAUCAUCCAUGCCGAGGUGGAUGGAGUGAAGAUUAAACUUGACAAUCGCACAGUAACUCGACCCAUACUUCAGCCAGUUGCAACAACAUUCCGUCCAUCAACAUUCUUUAAUGUGUCAUCUUUUACGGACUUCACUACAGAAAGACCCUUAGUGAGUACCGCAUCCCCUGUGAAAGAAAAAGAAAUGCACAUGGUUGAAGAUUACUUGCUCGACGAAAAAGCAGAGAAACAAAUGUUCACAUCAGUCAAAUCUUCCUUUUCAUUUCACACAACAAAGCCAAUUGAAGAUGAGGUGACAGACAAUGAAAAUGAAGUGCAAAGUACCACCAACGACUCGAGCUUUACCACCACGAAGCCGGUUGACACCAGAAAGUUCACAGCCAGCCCUGGUCGAGGGGAAUCGCAAAAGCCAGCUCUCUCCUCUUCAAUCCUACCUUUUGCGGAGGAAACAGAAGCUGACAAAGUAGGAAAUGUGACGGGACUAGAUGGCUCCUCCAAAACUCCAGUUGUUGAGGAGACGUCCUCUCCCGUACGAACUAGCAUUUCCCGAGGUGACCGUGAUAAAGAAGUUGAGUUAGAAGAUGGAGUAACGUCAAAGGCAAUCUUUGCAACCUCGACCGUACCUUCCAGUGUCACAACUCGCACAAGGUCCACCACAGUCCCUAUCACCACACACAGACCUGCUACGAGACCAUUUGUGCACACCCCAAGAGGCAGGUUAAGACCUGUGGGUUUUAAUAGGGAGGAGACUGUUACCCACAUCAGAUCAGAAAUUGAUGGUAGUGAUUUUAUAACAAAACCAUCCUUUGAAAAUUCUACAAGUAGAAAUGAUUCUAUAUUGCCCAAGGAUCUACAUACUGCUACAACUAUACACCCGACCUCACAUCACCGGCCUUCACUUUUGCCGCCACCCCCCAAGCAAGAGUCCGUCAGAAUUUUUGGCAGUGAUGCAAGCAUUUCUGGAGUUACCCAAGACACAACCUCUACUAAAAGCACAGAUGUGGACUCUGCCUCCACCGCAAAGACGACCACGACGACAAAGACAAAGAUUGAGGUCAUCCCCUUUGUCCCCGAGUUCACUGAUGCCUCAGAAAACAUGAAGAGUGAAGACUUGCCGGAGCCUUCGUCAUCAUCAUACACUGCUGUUUACAUUAUAGGUGUUAUAGGAAUAAUCCCGGCUGCUGCCCUCACUGCUUUCCUAGCCAAGAAAUUUCUGAAGAAGACACAAAAGGCUUUACCUGAGAGUGAGGAGCGAGGUGAAGGCUUCACACCUAUUACUCAUCACUCCAGGAAGCCUUCCCACUCUACCACCUUGGAGGCUGAUGGAUCAUCAGUGGAGGCCAAGAACCCACAUGCCAAGUACACACCAUGGGAAUUUCCCAGGUCUAAGUUGCGUUUGGUGUCCGUCCUUGGCGAGGGAAACUUUGGAGUGGUCUGGAAGGCGGAGGCCCGAGAGCUGUGUGCUUGUGAAGGUGCCCCUGGAGGCCCGACGGUACUGGUGGCAGUGAAGUGUGUGAAGGAAGGUGCUGGGGUGAAGGAACGACACGACUUGCUCAAGGAGCUUGCCAUUAUGCAGCACUUAGGACAGCACCAUAAUGUAGUCACUCUCCUUGGCUGCUGUACACAACAGGAGCCUCACUACGUGAUCAUGGAGUAUGUGAUGUUUGGGAAGCUACUAACGUUCCUACGCGACCAUCGCACACGCCACAACUACUACAACUUCUCCUCGGACACUGAAGCUCUUACCUCCAGAGACCUGACCCGCUUUGCUUGUCAAGUGGCCACAGGAUGCGACUACUUGCAGUCCCGUGGGAUCAUUCACCGUGACCUGGCAUCUCGCAACAUCUUGGUAGACCACAACAAGGUCUGCAAAAUUGCUGACUUUGGUCUGGCCCGCAAUGUGAAGGAUUUGGGCACUGACAUUUAUGAGCAGAAGAGUCGGGGAGCCCUGCCAAUCAGAUGGAUGGCACCAGAGUCUCUCUACAUGAGCAUUUUUACCCACAAGUCAGAUGUGUGGAGCUUUGGUAUACUCUGUUGGGAAAUUGUCACUCUGGGUUCAACGCCAUACCCUGGAAUGACAGCACGGGAAGUGAUGCGGAGUGUUCGCGAGGGUUACCGCUUGGACCGGCCAGAUCACUGUCACCCAGAGCUUUACCGCAUCGUCACCAAGUGCUGGCACCAGGAUCUCAACAAAAGACCAUCUUUCUCAGAGAUUACUGUAGAUUUAGCUCAGCUCUUGGAACAUGGACAGACGGGUUACAUUGACCUGGAGAACUUCCCUGAGGGCAGUUACUACUCCAUGCAUGAGAACAAUGAUGAGAAGUUGUGACUAUUUAAUGAUAAACUGGGAUGAUUUAAUGACCACCAGUGAUAUUAUUCCUGAACUAAUUAUGUAUUUUUUUCAUUAGAAGCAGUAUGGUGUUAUUCACCUUUGAACUUUAAUUUAAAAGACCCUGUUUCUUUAAAUGAACAAAUCCUGUUUUUGUUCUAAAUAAUACUGUAUUUUAACAAAGGAUAUUUGACGAUAAAGGUAAGUGUUGUGAUGGUGCUUGGGAAGCUUCCAUCUGUGUGUUCAUUUUACCUUGGUUGCCACUGUGUGUAUCCAAAGCAAUAGUAUCUGUGUCUAGGUGCGACAAGCAGGCCUUGUUCGUAUUUUCAUCUUCAUCUUAUUUUUAGGAUAAACUUUUACAAUCAUUAUCUCUAUUAUUAUUAACAUAUCAUAAAUACAACAAGAUAAAAACAAUUACCUACUGUAUUAUCAGUUCUGAAAUGAAGCUGAUAAAUAUUCUUAAUUUUUUCAUAUAUAUAUAUACAGUAUAUAUAUAUAAAAUAAUAUGACAGUGUCAGACCACGAAGGAAGGAUUAAGACAGGAAAUUCCUUAAGUACUGUGUACUUUUGUAUUCAAUAAUACAAUUUCGGAAGAAUGGAAUUAGAAUUCAGUGGUGAUAGAUAUAUAGGAAGGAAUGAGAUGAGGUGGGGGUGAAAAACAAUGUCUUUGUUCACAAACAUAAGAGGGAACUGCAGAAGGCAUUGAUUCUGCAGACACAAAUAGUAAAUACAAAUAUUAAAUACGCACACACACAUUAAGGGGUGAGAAGUUGGACUGGCAAACGGUAACGAGUGGAGUACCUGAAGGAUCAGUGCUGGGACCAAUUCUAUUUCUAAUACUGUACAGUAUACGUAAAUGACAUGUCUACUGGAAUCAAGUCCUAUAUGUCGAUGUUCACAGAUGACGUGAAAUUAAUGAGACGAAUUGUAACAGAUGAGGAUUGUAGGAUCCUCCAAGAGAAUUUGAA
This is a messenger RNA of Procambarus clarkii (red swamp crayfish), 6545 nucleotides long. Lineage: Eukaryota; Metazoa; Arthropoda; Malacostraca; Decapoda; Cambaridae. The record is from RefSeq and is a predicted model, not a curated record.